AUGCCCGUCCCAAACCAGCGCCCAGAAGGGUCAGGGUCGGGGUCACGGACCCAAGUCCGCACCACCCAAGCGCCCACCGCCUCUUCAGGCUCCAUGACCCAGACGGACAACAGCGCAGCAGCAGACGAGCCGCCCACAACAGAACCGGCGGCGCCUGCGAUCCUGCGCCUGCGCGGCGCCCACCCGCCGAGCGACAACCGCGUGCAGUGGGCCGAGAGCGUGGUCGACAACGAGGGACUGGGGCGGAAGAGCUCGAAAGUCUGCUGUAUCUACCACGCUCCCCGCGCCGUCGGCGAGUCCUCCGACGAAUCGUCCUCCGACUCGUCCUCAUCAUCGUCGUCAGAUUCAGAUUCGGAUUCAGGAAAGGACAACACGCAGGAUCCGCGGGAGAGGGCGCUGGCGCAGCGGCGGGCGAGGGAUCGCGAGCGCGAGCGUAGCCAUGAUCAUGAUCACGAGCACGAGCACGAUGCGGACUGCGAACACGAUCACGGAGAGGCAGAGGGAGAGGGAGAGGGAGGAGCAGGCAGUAGUAGGGCGAACAACAGCAAGCGGAAAGCAGCGCGCCGGCCCAGUCCCAACGCGUACGAGAAGCAGCCAAAGCCGAAGCCGGGAGGAGGAAGCGGCAGGCCGACGGCAUGA
Messenger RNA from Anthostomella pinea, 639 nucleotides. The record is from the annotation of a GenBank genome assembly. Lineage: Eukaryota; Fungi; Ascomycota; Sordariomycetes; Xylariales; Xylariaceae.